AUGCAGAUUCAGAUUCUUCCUGUAAUCUUUGCCAUCUUGGCCUCCAACCUCGUCGCUGCCGCGGCCACCCCUGCAGUAAACCCCGCUGCACCUCCCGCCGCUGCUCCCGCCGCUGCUCCCCCUGCCGCUGCUCCCCCUGCCGCUGCUUCCCCCGCCGUUCCAGCUCCGUCAAAGCCUCCCGUUGCGGCUCCCGCUGCUGCUCCCGCUGCCGCCCCAGCUGCCGCAAAACCUGCCGCAAAGCCUGCCGCAAAGCCUGCCGCCGCUCCAGCUGCCGCACCUGCUGUCCCCCCCGCCAAUGAUUUCUGCUCCCAACAAAUGCAGGCAUGCCUCGCUACUUGCAAUGGCAAAGUGAGAUACACAUAUAGCCCGCUGUGGGCGGCUCGCGAGGUCCGCCUCUUGAGGCUGUUUGCCGGGGCAGACGACGACGAGUUGUCCGGAGAAUUGUUCCGCAGCUGGUCAAACUGCAAAGACAAAACGACCCCCAGGCAUUUCUACAUAACCAAGAGUCCAAGACUCAGCAAGACCACGUCCAAUGGCCUUAACACGACGCUCAAGAUGCUCGGCUACGCGCCGUGCCACAUGUCAGGUGACCGCAUGCUAUCCCCGUAG
This is a messenger RNA of Pyricularia oryzae 70-15, 609 nucleotides long. RefSeq lists its product as uncharacterized. NCBI's taxonomy places the organism in Eukaryota, Fungi, Ascomycota, Sordariomycetes, Magnaporthales, Pyriculariaceae. The record is from RefSeq and is a predicted model, not a curated record. The coding region runs from base 1 to 609 and encodes 202 amino acids. The transcript is spliced from 3 exons.